Messenger RNA from Diatraea saccharalis (sugarcane borer), 690 nucleotides. The record is from the annotation of a GenBank genome assembly. NCBI's taxonomy places the organism in Eukaryota, Metazoa, Arthropoda, Insecta, Lepidoptera, Crambidae.
AUGCCAUUUUAUGAGACAGAAGAUGCAACCACGCGCACAAGCCGCUCUUCCACACAGUUACCGCGAGAAAAACUCGCAGCGGAGGCACAGCAUAAGCGUCAUCUCGCUCAAUUGGAGAUGACCGCUAUGCGCGCACAGAUAGAACUCGAGCGCCAAGCUGCUGAGGCCGAACAUCAGGCUGAGCUAGAGGCAAUCGAGGCAGAGUAUAGUGAUCGCGGAUCACGUCGUAGUGAGAGGAGUCAUGCCGAUAUCGAGCAAUGGCUACGCAGUAUCGCUCCCUCUACCACAUCACAUCGUGACAGAGAGCCAUAUUUCGACAAAAAAAUUUUAAGGUCCGACAAUGAUGGACGUCGGGUAGGGACCAAUAAUCAUCUAUUUUUGUGUUCUCAGGAUACACCAAAGAAAAGAGAUGAUAAUUUACAAAGAUACAGUUUAAUGUCACACAAAAUACUUAUAUGUAAAUUGUAAUUAAUGUAUGAUGAUUAUGAGUCGCGGUUGAAUGAAGACUGACGUGCCAUGCCCUAGAUUUGGCACAGUAGCGUAAAAAAUGCAACGCUGCAAUUGUGCGGUUCAUUGUACCGUACAUAUUCCGGGGCGCGAGAUGAGAAGAUGCGGUGAAGUUAGUACAUGACGUGAUACAAGAUGAUUCAACAAUUUUGAUAGUUAGUAGAGGUGCUUGAUACAAACUGA